Molecule: messenger RNA, 1707 nt
Organism: Mus pahari (shrew mouse)
Lineage: Eukaryota; Metazoa; Chordata; Mammalia; Rodentia; Muridae
Gene: Psrc1
Product: proline and serine rich coiled-coil 1
Exons: 8
Coding region: 89-1057 (322 amino acids)
Biological process (GO): mitotic metaphase chromosome alignment
Cellular component (GO): spindle microtubule; microtubule cytoskeleton; spindle pole
Molecular function (GO): microtubule binding
Source: RefSeq, a predicted model, not a curated record
GAGUGUGCGCUGGAGGUGUGGCGGGGAUGUGGUGCCGCGGAGUGGAGGAUGGCUGGGGUCUAAGCUGACUCGCUUAUGCUGGCUGAGCAUGGAGGCUCUGAAAGAGGAUAUCAAGUUCAUCGUGGACGAGACCUUGGACUUCGGAGGGCUGUCCCCAUCCGACAGCCAUGAGGAAGAAGAUAUAACAGUAUUAGUGAGUCCAGAGAAACCACUUCGACGGGGCCUCGCCCAUCGGAGUAACCCGAAUGAAGUAGCUCCAGCCCUCCAGGGUGUUCGGUUCAGCUUGGGCCCACUCAGCCCAGAGAAACUGGAGGAAAUCCUCGAUGAAGCCAACCGCCUGGCAGCUCAGCUGGAGGAGUGUGCCCUGAAAGAUCGGGAGAGGGCUGGUACAGGCCCUGGAAGGCCCAGCCCCAGAGGGAAGCCCAGCCCUCGGCGGGAGACCUUCGUCCUGAAGGACAGCCCUGUACGAGAUCUGCUGCCCACUGUGAGUUCUUGGAGCACCCCACCUCCAAGCAGCCUAACCGGGCUCCGGAGCAGUGAUAAAAAGGGGUCAGCCAGGCCUGUCCGGGUGGCAUCUGGAAAGAAGCCCUCCAGCAUAAAGAAGGAAUCACCCACGUGCAAUCUGUUCCCUGCAUCCAAAAGCCCAGGGCGCUCUCCUCUUGCACAACCAACUCUUCCACCUCGGCGGAAGGCUGGGUCCGGUGCCCGGACAACAGCAAGCCCACCAAUUCCUGUCAGACCAGUUCUACAGUCCUCAGCUAGCAACUCCCAAGGUUCAUCCCGGCUCCAGGGAGCAACUGCCAAGUCUUCCAGUCGACUCCCCGUCCCCUCAGCCAUCCCCAAGCCUGCCACCCGAGUGCCACUCACUGGGCGGAGUAUACUACCUGGAAAAGGUGCCCUAGCUCCAGAUUCUCUCUCAACUCAGAAAGGGCACCCAAGUGCCAUAGGGCACAGAGCCUCUGUUUCCCAGAAAGCAACCCUUCCAACCACCACCAGUGCCGCUCGAGGCAGGAUGCAGCCCCUCAGGAAAGCUGCAGUCCCUGGGCUGACUAGGUAAGAAGAGCAGGGCAGCAAACAAAGACUCAAUAGCAAGCCACUACCAUCUUAGCCAUCAAAGUCUGGACUCUCCUCUGCCAGCGGUCCCUAACUCCUGUAGCUCUGUGCCCAGAGAUGGGAGGAAGAGAUGACCUCCGGGGCUGACCUCUGAAGUAGAGACUAUGGAGGAUCGGGUACCUUGAGCUUGAGGAGACUCAACCCCACCCUACCCUGCCCUGAAAGAAGACGAGAGGGGCAGAGGUCAUCUGCCCGUGGAGAAAUUCACAAACAAGAUAAUAAAUGCAGGCAGAGUGACCUGUCUGUCUCCUUCCACCUUGUGGUCAGGACUAGAGAGCUUGAUCUUCUGCCCGGACCACGGUUCACUGGCCAUUCCCAUACGAGCGGCCUCAGGAGCCGGCCGGCUCAGUUCUCUAGGAUAGGUCUUCCUGACUUGUUCCUACACUAGAUUCUGGUCUGUUUGGCAAGGCCAGGAGGACAGCUGAUGUGCAGAACUUGUUUCCUAUGAAUUCUAUGACUUCUCACAGGCCAAUCAAUUAUAAGCUUACUCACAUCUUCAUAUUUUUUCUUAAAUAAAUGAAUUAAAAAAAUUUUUUUUUCUGUAUAUCUGAAAGUAGAUUUUAACAGUUUUAAGAUAAACAUCUGUGUGAUUCU